AUGUCGUUUCUUCCACCAGCUGAUGUAAAGAAUCUACGACUCGUCGACCACAGGUUUUCGCCAUUGGCCACACGACGGCUAUUUCGCCGCACUCGAUUGCUGGCCCGAGCAAAAGACAACAAUGACCCUCAACGUUUCAUACAGCUCGCCAAUUCUGAGUUGAGUGGACUUGUCCGCGAAGUCAGCUGUGAUGUUUCCAGCAUAGUAAACAAUGGAUAUUACUAUAUGGAAAAGGACCAAUUCGAGUUUCUUCCUGUCUUCUGGGAUGCCUUGCCCCUUCUUGCUCGCUUUCAAAAUAUUCAAACUCUGCAUCUGUGUUUUGAUGCCAGCUUCGCAUUGCGAGAUUUCAAAGCAGGUUCCAGUCAGUUCAGAAAUAAGGUGUUGAAGACCAUUUUUCGCGUUUUGUCGGGAACAUUCACCGAGGAAGUGUCAAACGCCUCUGAUACACUUUCUGGUGCCACAAUCGAGAUUCCACCUCAGGGCACACUGCCAUCUCCGAUUACUCUAUCCACUCUCAUAAUAUCCAAUUUGGGAGAUUACCAUGAUCCGGGACUCACGAACAUGCCUGAGUUCAAAACAGCCAUGAUGAACAUCAAGGCCUUGAGGCUUGACAUAGCGCAGUACAAGGAAGGGAGGGCAGAGGGAUUCUCAGAAACAACCGCGUUUCCAAAUCAAUGCCAGGAGAUGUUCACUCAGCUACCUUAUACUUGGCUGUCAUCUGCGGUCUCCGCCCAUCUACAGGUCCUCUCGCUGCAUUAUCAGUCCUUUUGGGGUUGGUUUCCUAACAUUGAUAUACGCCUCAUCAGUGGCAGAAACGGAAUGCCCAAGCUCAGGAGCCUUACUUUGGGGUGCUUUAUCUUCAGCCAUCAGCGUGAGGUAGACUGGAUAACUUCUUUAGAUCUUGAGGAGCUUUUUCUCGAAGGUUGCGCCGUCCUAUCCAAGCACGUUGGCCAUCCAACCACGCAGAAGGGCUUCUGGACUGAUGGCCACGAGUUACCUGCAACAACCAAGGUUGGUGGACAGGUGGAGAGGACUGAUUUGUGGUGGCAUGAGAUCAUUUGGCAAAUUCGCAGCUCUAUGCUGAACCUCAAACGAUUUUGCAUAUUAAAGCAGCCGGAUCUUUAUGACCAUUAUCAACCUUUUUACGACGUAAACAGCCAUCUCGGUCCCGAGCUUUCCCUAGACGAGAGAAUGGAGCACGGUAGAGAUCUCUGGCGAGAAUUCAGAGCCCUCAGCAAAAAGAACUGCCUGCCUUGGAACCCGUCGUUUCAGCACUUUACAUGUGCCACGUCGCCCAAGUUAUGCCUCGAAUCAGACGUGUUUCUUUACUCCCAUUCCGAUUGUUCUACGAAAUUUAUUACACGUUCGUCCGAAAGCAAUUAUUUUUCUCACGGUCCCACAUACAUGGAGCAGGCCUCAUAUGAUCGGGGUUUGUUUGACGUCGAAGUUGAACCGGUAAUCAGGAGCAUGAACAAAUUGGCGAGGAUCGAGGUUGUCAUACUACAUUCUAUGUUGUCCAAGAAAAGGAAAAAGGAGCAUAUGGGCGCUGAAAAGUUGAGGCUGGCCCAGAAAAUGGGGCUCCAUGACACAAAUGAAUAUAUGGAAGGCGUACUGCGCCCUCUGCUUACGUCUGAUGAGCGGAUCCUCCUCGAGUUGAUAUUGCAUCUUUCAGACAGUGAAUAUAUCCCAGCAACAUGA
Molecule: messenger RNA, 1698 nt
Organism: Fusarium mangiferae
Lineage: Eukaryota; Fungi; Ascomycota; Sordariomycetes; Hypocreales; Nectriaceae
Exons: 1
Coding region: 1-1698 (565 amino acids)
Source: RefSeq, a predicted model, not a curated record